Hermetia illucens (black soldier fly) is the source of this 1047-nucleotide messenger RNA. RefSeq lists its product as uncharacterized. Bases 157 to 936 code for a protein of 259 amino acids. NCBI's taxonomy places the organism in Eukaryota, Metazoa, Arthropoda, Insecta, Diptera, Stratiomyidae. The record is from RefSeq and is a predicted model, not a curated record. The transcript is spliced from 3 exons.
ACUUUUACCUGCGAACUGAAAUUAGCCGCGGCGGACUGGAAAUUCGUUUCAGUUAGUGUUCAAGUUUCUUCAAGGAAGGUACUGGCAAAAGGUGACUGGUUCACUUUAGAAUAUUUUCUAAUUUUUUCGAGCAUUAUUAAACUGGAUAACGGCAUCAUGCCCCACAAAUCUCUAUCACGAAAACGAAGUACUCCACGAGUACCCACGGCGCUACCAUCCACAAUUUUGAAAGUAACUGAAUUCCUUGCCGGAAUGAAAGUCCACACAGGCACACCGACCCCCGACUAUACAGGCAAUAUGUGCUCUGAUGCCUAUGCCCAAAGCCUUUUACAAGAAAAUGGACGUGUAACAAUGGCGUACACAAACCUGAGUAUUAUGCCUACGAAAAUUCCAAGAUUGAUUGGCGACAAAGUGGAAGACAUUGAUUUAGGGCAUAACCGAUUCAAAGACUUGGGAUUUUUGGCGAAUUUCAGUAAGUUGCAUACGUUGGUCCUGGACUGGAAUACCGAACUCAAAGUAGAAACCUUCCCAGCGGUCCCGACGCUCAAAAUAUUGUGGCUCAAUCACUGCAACAUCGCCGACAUCGAGGAGUGGGUGGGGAUGCUGAGUGCACAUUGUCCAGAUCUGGAGCAUCUUUCAAUGCUAUGCAACCCGGGAGCGUGUACCGAACUGAAUGGCAAAACAGAAGACGAGGAGCGAAAGUAUCGCGAAAAUAUAAUUCAAAAGUUUACAAAUUUGAAGACUUUGGACGGGCGUCCGGUUGAAAAUGAGCAAAAAGAAUCGUGCUUAUUGACGGAAUCGUUCCCAUCCAUUUCGAAUAAUUGCCUGACAAAUCUCUGGGAAUCUUUCACUGGAAUAGUAGCAAAGAAGGGAAAGGGCAAGCUUACGAAAAUAGAGCGCCGAAAUAGUGCGGGUCUUACUUCAUCCCAGGAGUAGAGUUGACUAUUAAUUCUUUUAUGAUUAAUAUAUAUCAUAUUAUGACUAAGAUUACACUUAUAUUUUUGAUAAGUUUUUAAUGUCGUUUCCAUUAAAUAAUUCUCGCCUGAA